AUGGCAAUCUCUCAAAUGCUAAAUAAAAGCUUAAUAAGUUAUAUCCCAAGUAAAUACGACAAGCCACAAGAAAGAAGCUCGGUAAUUUUAAAUAACAAGCAAGCUCAAGUCACUCAACGAACUACGUUGAGAGUUUUUCUCUGGCUUGUUCUCUUCUGCGGUACGCAAACAAAUGAAGAUAGCCAACAGAUAGCCAAUGUCCCGAUGGAACAGCAAACUGCAGUGGAAGUGGGCAGCCUACAUGACAUGCAAAAUGGAAUUGAAUGGAUAGCUGAUAAGCCUGAUAAGGUUUAA
Molecule: messenger RNA, 294 nt
Organism: Arctia plantaginis
Lineage: Eukaryota; Metazoa; Arthropoda; Insecta; Lepidoptera; Erebidae
Source: the annotation of a GenBank genome assembly